Molecule: messenger RNA, 1063 nt
Organism: Rhinichthys klamathensis goyatoka
Lineage: Eukaryota; Metazoa; Chordata; Actinopteri; Cypriniformes; Leuciscidae
Product: cytochrome P450 2K3-like
Exons: 6
Coding region: 52-939 (295 amino acids)
Biological process (GO): xenobiotic metabolic process
Cellular component (GO): cytoplasm; intracellular membrane-bounded organelle
Molecular function (GO): oxidoreductase activity, acting on paired donors, with incorporation or reduction of molecular oxygen, reduced flavin or flavoprotein as one donor, and incorporation of one atom of oxygen; heme binding; iron ion binding
Source: RefSeq, a predicted model, not a curated record
AAAUGCAUCUAUAAAUCUGCGAGUGCAUCAGUUCAGAAGCUUAGAGAGAAAAUGGCUGUAAUCGAGUCACUUCUGCAGUUUCUCAGCACAGGAACAUUACUGGGCGCGUUGCUGUUGCUUCUGGUUUUGUUUUUGCUUUCCACUGGAUCCAGAUCUCAGAAAGAGGGGAAAGAGCCACCGGGACCCAAACCUCUGCCGCUGCUGGGGAACCUGCUGACCCUUGACCUCGAGAGACCCUUUGACGCCUUUUGUGAGCUGUCCAAAACCCACGGAAACAUAUUCCAAGUGUUUUUGGGUCCCAGAAAAAUAGUUGUCUUAAUUGGGUACAAAACUGUCAAAGAGGCUCUCGUGAACUAUGCAGAAGAGUUCGGCGACCGAAAAAUUGAACCUGGUUGCAGGAUAACGCACAACGGACAUGGAAUCCUCUUUUCCAAUGGAGAGAACUGGAGAGAGAUGCGACGCUUCGCUCUCAGCAACCUGCGGGACUUCGGGAUGGGCAAGAGAGGAAGUGAAGAGAAAAUCAUAGAGGAAAUUCAGUAUCUGAAAGGAGAGUUUGAAAAGUUUGAAGGGAAACCCUUCGAUACAACACAGCCUGUGAACUACGCUGCGGCAAACAUCAUCUCAUCUAUUGUGUACGGCAGCAGAUUUGAAUACACAGACCCUCAAUUCACAGAAAUGGUCGAUAUGACAAAUGAAAAUGUUCGAGUUAGUGGAUCGGUUUCUAUGAUGCUUUAUAAUACAUUUCCGUGGUUGGGUCCGUUCCUCAACAGCAAAAGGAUUAUUGUAAGAAAUGCGUUGAAACUUAGAGCAGAAAUGACGAAGUUGAUCACUGGACUGCUGGAGACUCUGAAUCCACACGACCGCAGAGGGAUUGUCGACUCCUUUCUCAUCCGCAAACAGAGCGACGAGAUCGAGUUCAUGAGGAGAUUGACCGAGUGAUCGGUGGACGUCAGCCAGUGGUGGAAGAUAGAAAGAAAUUACCGUAUACAGAUGCAGUGAUUCAUGAAAUCCAGAGACUGGCUGAUAUUGCUCCCUUGACUCCGCAUAUGGUCACCUGUGAUGU